Messenger RNA from Rotaria socialis, 396 nucleotides. NCBI's taxonomy places the organism in Eukaryota, Metazoa, Rotifera, Eurotatoria, Philodinida, Philodinidae. The record is from the annotation of a GenBank genome assembly.
AUGUCUACUGCUCCAUCGCCAUCACCUCGACCGGAACGAGCGAUUAUUGGUUUUUUUCUGUAUGUUACAUCUAUUUUUGCAUUCGUAAUUUAUUUACUCUGGGCUUAUUUACCAAAUAAUUGGUUUGAAAAUAUUGGUAUUACAUAUUAUCCUCAUAAAUAUUGGUCUAUUGCAAUAGCUAUUGGAGUCGUCACAUUCUUAAUUAGUAUUGUUCUUGGCAAUUGUUUAGUGAAUAGCUUAUCUGUACCAUCAUUAGAUAGUAUGAAAUUAAUACGUGAUCGUCAUACAAGAAAGAGAGAUCUUUCAAAACAUUCUACUACAGAUGCAAUUCCACCAGUCUCUGAUUUAGAUUUAUCAUACGUCAAUCGAGUACUCUAUUCAUCUGAUGUCAAAUAA